Messenger RNA from Cladophialophora psammophila CBS 110553, 468 nucleotides. RefSeq lists its product as uncharacterized. The coding region runs from base 225 to 446 and encodes 73 amino acids. The transcript has a single exon. NCBI's taxonomy places the organism in Eukaryota, Fungi, Ascomycota, Eurotiomycetes, Chaetothyriales, Herpotrichiellaceae. The record is from RefSeq and is a predicted model, not a curated record.
ACAGCUGGCCGUGAUAACAUUCUCCGAACUUUUCAGUAUUGGUCACGCUUUUACGCGUGGUAUCUAUAUCGAACAAAUAACCCGGCGUCGGCGAUAGCUUAUUUUGCGACCGCGGAGACCAAUAUCUGUCUGACGCGGCGAGUUCUUCGUUUCGGUCGCUUCUUUGAGUAUUUGCGAGAUGCAGCCUCGGCCGUGGCAGCUGAAGACGAGGAGUUCCUUCUCAAAUGUCUAAAGGUUGGCCGCCACGUAGGGUAUGCGGGUUAUUCGACCCUCGAUUCGAUCAUUUGCAUCUAUACUUUGACCGGCCGAAAGGGCAAAACUAUCUCUCAGUUACAACGUGGAGCGCAUACUGCUUGGUUCUCCGCUCUAUUAUGUCAUCUUUCCGAAGGGUUCUAUUUGUUAUAUCUACCGAGGCAACGCGAGAGAUCGGGCGAUCCAGAGAGUGACGCGGACGACUUAAAAGAAAAG